AUGAGCGCGCCGCAGCCGAACGACGCGGAGAAAAAUAUCGAGAUAUGGAAGGUGAAGAAGCUGAUUAAACGCUUAGAGGCGGCCCGUGGCAAUGGAACGUCGAUGAUUUCGUUGAUUAUCCCUCCAAAGGAUCAGGUCUCUCGUGCAGCCAAGAUGCUGGCUGAAGAAUUUGGAACGGCUUCCAACAUCAAAUCACGAGUCAACCGUUUAUCCGUCCUGUCUGCCAUUACGUCCACCCAGCAGCGUCUUAAACUUUACAACAAGGUACCUCCAAAUGGCCUUGUCAUCUACUGCGGUGAAAUCAUUACGUCAGAAGGAAAGGAACGCAAGAUCAACAUCGAUUUUGAACCGUUUAAGCCUAUCAAUACAUCUCUUUACCUUUGUGAUAACAAAUUCCACACCGAGGCUCUCAGUGAGUUACUGGAAUCAGACCAAAAGUUUGGUUUUAUUAUCAUGGACGGAAAUGGUGCUCUCUUCGGCACAUUGAGUGGAAACACACGAGAUGUAUUGCAUAAAUUCUCCGUCGAUUUACCGAAAAAGCAUUCUCGUGGUGGACAGUCUGCCCUUCGUUUCUCGCGUCUUCGAGAAGAACGUCGUCACAAUUAUGUCCGAAAAGUUGCUGAAUUAGCAGUUCAAAAUUUUAUUACCAGCGAUAAAGUAAACGUCGGUGGCCUUGUUCUCGCUGGCUCUGCAGAUUUCAAGAAUGAUCUCAACCAAUCAGACAUGUUCGACAAUCGCCUUCAGUCGAAAGUGAUCAAGGUUGUCGAUGUUUCGUAUGGUGGAGAACAUGGGUUCAAUCAGGCUAUUGAAUUGGCUGCAGAGACUCUAGGAAAUGUCAAGUUCAUUCAAGAGAAGAAGCUCAUUGGGAAGUAUUUCGAAGAGAUCAGUCAAGACACUGGCCGAGUAUGCUAUGGUGUUGAUGAUACGCUGAAAGCUUUGGAGCUUGGUGCAGCAGAGACCCUUAUCGUUUACGAAAACCUGGAUAUCACACGAUGGAAUCUGAAACCAUCGUCAGGGCCGGAGGUUGUCCUGCACACCACCAAGGCUCAGGAGGCGAAUCGAGAGAUGUUCAUGGACAAAGAUAGUGGCCAAGAGAUGGAAAUUAUUGAACAAGGCCCCCUUCUGGAAUGGUUAGCUGAGAAGUACAAAGACUUUGGCGCAACCCUAGAAUUUGUUUCCGACAAAUCUACGGAAGGAAAUCAGUUCGUGAAGGGCUUUGGUGGAAUUGGCGCCAUCCUACGGUAUAAAGUCAAUUUCGAACAGCUUGCCGAUUACUCUGAUGACGAAGACGAAUUCUAUGACGAGAGCGAGGAUGGUGGUCCAGAAAUCCCGUCGGCGGAUGUUCUGACGGCGUGCCCGUCGAGCCAGGUCAAUGGUGUUAAUGGGAACUGCAAUGAGAUUGCUCUUCGGACCCAAACUCCACUGCUACCGGCCAGCUCUAAGCUCCUUAAAGGUAUUUCCACAGACCUUAAACUACAGUUUUUGUAG
Molecule: messenger RNA, 1488 nt
Organism: Ophidiomyces ophidiicola
Lineage: Eukaryota; Fungi; Ascomycota; Eurotiomycetes; Onygenales; Onygenaceae
Gene: ERF1
Product: translation termination factor eRF1
Exons: 4
Coding region: 1-1488 (495 amino acids)
Biological process (GO): cytoplasmic translational termination
Cellular component (GO): translation release factor complex; cytosol
Molecular function (GO): sequence-specific mRNA binding; translation release factor activity, codon specific
Source: RefSeq, a predicted model, not a curated record